UGUUUUUUGGCUUUUUACCGCUAAGGGUGGUGAAACAGUCUAUGUAAUAAAAGAUACACAUCAAUGUAAGUUAUUCGGUAAUUUCAGAAUAGAAACUAUUUUGUUUUGGGUGAAAUAUUUAAAUCAGGUACCCAUUGAUUAUCAAAUCUAUUUUUGAGAGCCCUUGCAGUUAUCGCAUGAUAAUCCCCAAAAAGGUCAUGAUAAGCUAAUCGCCCAAAAUAUGCAAAGUAAGUCCACGAAUUGUUGUAAAAUGUUUUCUGAUAAAAUAUUGAAGAUAAGACAAUAUUCAGGUUAACCAAAUUAAGUUAAUCGGAUUAAGAACCAAAGAUAGUACCAGAAUUUCAAUGGAAUUACUUUGUAUUUUUGAUACAAGCCCACAAGUAGUUUUCCUAUUUAAUACUCUUAUUCGGGGUCAAUAUUUUUCAGUUCUCAUUUUACCGUGUAGUCAGAAAGAUCUUAACAAAGAAAUGGUUGACCCUAACAUUUUAAAUUUAAAUGACGAUUAUCUCUAUCAUAUAUUAAAGUAUCUAAGCAUUAAAGACCUCAUAAAUCUAGCCGAUAGCUCUGUUAAGUUUCGACACAUAUUGCUGAGUAGACCGCCGGCUUUUUAUCCAGUUUCCCAUGUUAGCCAAGCCGAUGGCAUUAAACCAGUGUUAUAUUACUCCACGGUGGCCAUUAAACUCAUGAGAAUCGUAUCAAAUAACGUAAAAACACUGGGAGUGAUACAAGGACAUGACUAUGAUAGAGAGGAUCUUGGCAACGUCGUUCGAGAUUUUCGAAUUCUUACAAAAGCAAAAAACAAAAUAGAUCUGCGACAUUGCCUUGGAGAAAAACCCAGACUUGAGGAUAUGUUUCGAUUUUCCUCCUAUACUCGUGACUAUUUGAGUGUAAACAUACCUUCUUGUAUUUGUUACCUUGAGGAGUUUUUUCAACUUAUUCCUGAUUUGCGGGAACUACGACUUUCCGGAUUCGCCAAGUGCUCCGGUUGUGUUCGACUUAUACUAAAAUGCUUUCCCAAGCUGGAUGAACUCUGGAUUCGGGGAACCUGCCUGAAACUUCCAUCUGAUUAUGAACUGAUAUCACAGAUGGGCUCUUUAACGAAACUCUCACUUAAUGUUGGUGGACCCAAUUGCUUAGCACCUUUGGCCAAUUUAACUGAACUUCGAUCUUUGUAUGUGGAGAGUAUAUUUAGCUACAUAUCGCCAGUAGAAAUUAUAGAAAUCAUACAGAAGUGUAAAAAGUUGGAGUUUCUGUACUGCUAUUAUAUAAAUCAUGGCCAACAGCCCCAUGAUUCCAUUGCAAAUCUCUUUAGGAGAAUUAAGUCGAUCCGAGAUCCAAGCCAACAGAAUCCACUUCAGUUGCAUACAUAUUUGGACCCACCUUUGUCAGAAGAAAAUAAAAAGCUGAUCGAUAAGGCUUACUUCGAAUAUCGCCGCCAGCCCUAAAAUUUUAACCCAAUAUAUUCAUUUCAAAUAGAAAUCGAUAUUUCAUUUAUAACUAACUAUUAUUAAAUU
Messenger RNA from Drosophila elegans, 1514 nucleotides. RefSeq lists its product as uncharacterized. Lineage: Eukaryota; Metazoa; Arthropoda; Insecta; Diptera; Drosophilidae. Gene Ontology annotation, molecular function: protein binding. The transcript has 3 exons. The record is from RefSeq and is a predicted model, not a curated record. The coding region runs from base 345 to 1445 and encodes 366 amino acids.